AUGUCGGAUAUUUACGUUUUUGUGGACACCUACUGGCCCUACAGCUGGGUGGUCGACUACGUCGCCUAUGUGCUGCAAGGUCUAAACAUCCAUCCUUUGGCAAGCAGGGUCACUAUUUUUGCAGCAUUCGAUGCCUCGGUUAUUGUCAACACUACCGACUACAUUAUAGACGUCUAUCAGCAAUGGAAUGCCACCACCCACUCCUGGCAUCCCCCUGGAUUUAAUUUGCCCCUGAUCCUGAACACCUUGAGCGGCAGAGUGGAGGACUUGCUGGCGGCCAACAGAGCUUCCGACAAUCUUGGUGGACGCUCCAUAGUGGCGCUCCUGGUACCCAGCGCUCUGUCCUACGUCAACGAGCAGGACUAUGAUUACUGCCAGGGAUACAUGAAGCGUCUCAGCUGGCGUCUACCAAACUUACACUUUAUAUACUACGGAGGAGGAGCUCUGGUCAGGUUCCACGACUUUGUCCAUGAGCCAAGUAGGGAUCUGUUUCUAUUGGACACCGAAAAGCCACCUGAGAUCUGUGGGAAUCCUGUCAUAAAGCGAAUCCGGCAAGUUCCCCGUCGUGUGUCCAAUCCACGCUGCUACUCAGAUGGAGUCAUAUCCGAGUAUGGAAGCAACUCCCUCAUCCAGUUUGCUCGUCUGGGCAGCAUAAACUUCUACCGACUGGACUCUCUUUACCUGCCCCAAAGGCAAAGCAUGCGUUACCUGAAAAUCUCGCCAAUCAGUAAGAUUACGUUUACUGUCUGCACCUCCCGGAGCAUCGAGCUCCCGUUUAGGAACAUGACCUCGCCCCUACGCCCGGAGGAAACCUGCGAAUCCACGGCACUGGGCUCCUAUAGCUACGAUCUAACCGACGCCUGUGUUGGCUAUGACUUUGAGCCGUGUCCUCCACUGUUUUUCUCAGUGCAAGCCCAGAGUUUUGGGGAUGUGUCCUGUACCCAGGAGGCUUGCCAGACUCCAGACGAGUCUCAGUACACCAUCAACCUGAAUAAUCUUGGGUACUCCCUGCCCUGCGAAGGUCCGAGUUGA
Messenger RNA from Drosophila bipectinata, 1032 nucleotides. The record is from RefSeq and is a predicted model, not a curated record. NCBI's taxonomy places the organism in Eukaryota, Metazoa, Arthropoda, Insecta, Diptera, Drosophilidae.